AUGUCGGCAAUGGAUUUGGUGAAAGCCGCUGUGAGAACUUUGUACCCUUGGACUCGACAUCGAGGUUACGAUGUGUCCAAUCACGACAAGGGACGCCAUCACCACCUGUACCAGAAGUCUGAAGAGCGAACACGUCACAAAAGAUUCGCGAUAGUAGAUCUCUUACAGGAUAUUCUAAACGAACAGGAAAAGGCCAUUGAACGUUACUGUAGUGGUAACCAAACCAGAGUGUGUUCUAAAGGACCCAAGGGCUAUACUGGUCCACCAGGAAAUCAAGGUGCUAAAGGCGUGACUGCUGCUCCUGGACCUAAAGGUGACCCAGGAACGACGGGUUUGAAAGGUCAAAAGGGUGACCUCGGUCCGAGAGGUCAGAAGGGAGUCAAAGGUCAACAAGGAAUAAAUGGCGACCCAGGAAUCCGGGGAAUAAAAGGUAUCAAGGGACUGCCUGGUCCGAAAGGAAUCCAAGGACCAACGGGAACAAAAGGUCACAGAGGGUCAAAGGGUGACCAAGGAGUUCACGGCCAAGUGGGAGACAGAGGCCCUAAAGGGUUAAAGGGAGACAAAGGAGCACAAGGUCCUGCAGGGGAAGCCGGAGUUCAAGGUGAGAAGGGCACUAAGGGAGAACCUGGUCCUCCUGGGCCGUCUGCAUAUCAGCUUGGACCUGGCUGUGAAUGUCUUAAGCGUCCAAAGAUUAUUGGCCCCCACAGACGUGUCCUGAAGGUCCCUCUAGGGGGCCACGCGACCUUCACCUGUGUGGCAGGUGGUAACCCGGAACCUGUGAUAGAGUGGAACGGAACAAGUAGUCGGACCGUUGACAUAGCGCACACAGUACUGACGGACUAUUACGAAUACAUCUGCACUGCAUCGAGCGCCAUCGGAAAUGACCGGAAAUUUGUUACAUUAACAAAAUGACCUACUAUUGAAAACUCUUCUUAUAGGGAAAAAAUACCACAGGCGGAUGAGUCUUGAACACUAUAGGAAGUAAAAUAAAUGAAACUUGGUUUAUA
This is a messenger RNA of Gigantopelta aegis, 1007 nucleotides long. RefSeq names its product collagen alpha-1(XVII) chain-like. The transcript has 9 exons. Bases 1 to 912 code for a protein of 303 amino acids. The record is from RefSeq and is a predicted model, not a curated record. Lineage: Eukaryota; Metazoa; Mollusca; Gastropoda; Neomphalida; Peltospiridae.